Molecule: messenger RNA, 348 nt
Organism: Funneliformis mosseae
Lineage: Eukaryota; Fungi; Glomeromycota; Glomeromycetes; Glomerales; Glomeraceae
Source: the annotation of a GenBank genome assembly
AUGGAACAAGAUUCAACUCCAAGAAAAGACUUAGUUCGAAUUGACGAUCAAUCACUAAACAGUUCCCCAAUACCAAAGCAAGAAGUUUUGGAUGAGGAUUCAUAUACAGAAGCUUUAAGCGAGAUCAUUAAGCGAGAUUUUUUCCCUUCUCUUUUAACUCUCGAGGCACAACACGAUUAUGUGGACGCUUGGAAUACAAAUAAUCCCGAGCUUAUUAAGGAAGCUACUCGUAAAUUAACUGAAUUAACGACUCCUACGGCGAAAACACCUGCAACACCUAAAACUGCAACCGUAGUACGUGGAGAAUGGGAUACACCAAUAUCAUCUAGUGGAACAGACCGAAGAUAA